Molecule: messenger RNA, 618 nt
Organism: Neoarthrinium moseri
Lineage: Eukaryota; Fungi; Ascomycota; Sordariomycetes; Amphisphaeriales; Apiosporaceae
Exons: 1
Coding region: 1-618 (205 amino acids)
Source: RefSeq, a predicted model, not a curated record
AUGCCGUCAGCCCCAUCGCGAUCGGGCAGCGGCGACAGCACGAAAUCUGCCGGUGGCAGCACAAGAGACCGCGAGCUAUCCGUCAACUUGUACAGUCCCGAGAACGGGCACUGGGCCGCAUAUAUGCGCGCCAAGGGAGCAAAUGAUGGGACUAUUUACCAUGUCCGGAGCGAUGUUCAAAAAGACCAAGACCGUUUUUAUUAUGAUGAGAAACCACAAGUCUUUCAGUCCCCAUCCUUGUAUGGAAGCUCUGUAGUUGGAAGGCUCUCCUCAGGCGAAGCGGCCAGGGUAGAGGCAUCAAUCAGAAGCUACGCCAGCGACGAUAGAAACAUCCCCCGCGUCAGCCAUGGAACCAACUGCCAAAACUUUGUGGGCGGGGCUCUGGGUCGCCUUGAACAAGACGGGCUGGUGAAAACGGGUCAAAGCCAGUACUUCUCACAACAAUACGGCCAGCGUGGUGAGGAUAUCGGAAAAGAUCUGCAACGUACUGGACGCCAUUUUGCCUUGGUCCAAAGAGCUAAGCCUCAGGGAGCCCCAGCUGCAAGAUUUGGCGAGCAAGAAACUAGGCGCCCCCUAGGCAGACUGAACAUGAGUGCCUAUAGUCAUCUCAGCGAAUAA